This is a messenger RNA of Pogoniulus pusillus (Red-fronted tinkerbird), 1160 nucleotides long. It is a transcript of the gene NICN1, whose product is annotated as nicolin 1, tubulin polyglutamylase complex subunit. NCBI's taxonomy places the organism in Eukaryota, Metazoa, Chordata, Aves, Piciformes, Lybiidae. Gene Ontology annotation, cellular component: nucleoplasm. The coding region runs from base 45 to 719 and encodes 224 amino acids. The record is from RefSeq and is a predicted model, not a curated record. The transcript has 6 exons.
GCGCACACCAGCCCGCCCAGGAGCGGCGGCCGCCGUGCGCCGCCAUGUCGGGAGCGGCGGGGCCGGGGCCGCCGGUGGAGUCGGGCCGUUCCCCUCUGCCCUGCGCCCCCCGCCCCGCCGCUGCACUCCAGCUGAGCGGAGGGGCCGAGCCGGCGCGGCCUGGCGUGGCUGUCAUCGACCUCCGCUUCCCCCGCGGUGCCCCCGCCGAUGUGCAGGAGAUCGUCUUCAAGAACUUCUACACGGCGUUUCUGAGCGUGCGGGUGCAGCGGCCCGGCCCCGGCGGAUCCCGCCGCUGGGUGACCUGCCUGAGAGACUACUGCCUGAUGCCCUGCCCGCACACCGAAGAGGGGUCCCAGGACUACUUCUCCCUCCAUCGCCACCAGCAGAUGCUGUGUGACGUGGACCAGGUGACAGCAGUGCGGUUCAUCCUGCGGCAGCCCUCUCCAGUCUGGCUCCACUUCACUAUUGAGGAGAUCCAGAUUUUCCCCCCUGGACAGAAGAGCCCACAGAAAGAUUUCCCUUCUUGGCUCUCCCAGCUGACACCUCCAGAGCAGCCAGCUAGCCUGCAUGAGGAGCUCCCUGACCCGGAGAAGGUGUCAACAGAGGUCCAGCAAAUGUGGGUGCUGACAGAGGUGAUCCGGGCUCGCCAGACAGCUGCCCGCAUUGGGCGCUUCGACGUGGAUGGCUGCUACGAUAUCAACCUCCUUUCCUACACCUGAGCCCUGUGGGUGCUGGUGGGAGGGAGCUGGCUCCUCCACACUCCCAGGGCCCAAGUGGACUCCGUCAUUCCUGCAUUGGCCUUCGUACCUGAAGCCCCGGAGGCGUUCCAGACCCUUCCAGUGCCCAUUCCCUAUUUCCUCCUGUGUUGGCAGUGGUGGUCAAUGUUGCUGCCCUGGAGCCUCCCAGGAGCCUCUCCCAGGCCAGUUGCCCUCCAGCAGCGGUGGCUCUGCUCUUGGCAUGUCCCGCGCCGCUUGCUCGCUGCCCCUGGAAGCACCCAGCCACCCCUUCUGCCCCCAACCUCUGCCCUGGGGAGUGGCCCUGGGCUGCUGCAAGUCCAGGCUCUUCGGGCAGGAGGGUGCUGGUGCUGACGCCCACCGCUCCCUGGGGGCCGAGGAGGAGUGGGGAGAAUCUCGGUCACGACUAAAAGCUGCUACCAUGGC